This is a messenger RNA of Megalopta genalis, 4085 nucleotides long. RefSeq names its product epoxide hydrolase 4. The record is from RefSeq and is a predicted model, not a curated record. NCBI's taxonomy places the organism in Eukaryota, Metazoa, Arthropoda, Insecta, Hymenoptera, Halictidae. Gene Ontology annotation, molecular function: catalytic activity.
AUCAUUCCGGGAGGCGCUUAUCCCCCAAAAUCCCCUGUAGAUGUCCUAACGCUUUUGAGAAAUAGAAAUUCGGCGUACAAUGUAUUCAGUAGCAGUACCUAAUCGCGACAUCAUCGUGGAAGUUACAUAUAUUUUGACGUUGUUUAUAAAUCCCGAUAAAAAGAUUUCUCGCUGCUGAUAAUGAGCUCUGGCGAUCGUGUUGUACUCCGACGAAAGUCUUAAUCAGUAAUUCAGCGGCAGUUUUAACGAAAACGUACGAUUUAGGAUCUAUAUUUGAUUAACCUCGUAAAUCACAUUGAUCUGUAUCCUUCGAUCAUCCACGUUAACGCGAUCGAUCGUAUUUUAGUUACAUUUGUGAUUAUUAUUAUUGUGAUUAUUAUUUGGGCUUCGAGAAAUUCGUGCCUGAAAAAGGAUACGAGCAUUCGAUUUUCUACAAAUCCGUCGAACUUCGGUUAACGCGUAAAUCGUACCGAUUCAGCGUGAAGAAAUAUUUCCGUGAAAAAUACGAAGAGAAACGAUCGUAAAAAAAACAAGCGGAAUCAAUUUUUGCAUUCCGCUUUAUGAAUAACUAUGAUUACAAACGACAAAAUCGUUCAGAUAUCGACGUGGGAAAUCACUAAAUUACAUUUCUUAUCAUUUGUGUACGGUUUAUACCUAAUAGUGAGACGGUUCCUUAAAUGGGCUUGGGACCCGAAAAAGUUCUUCAUGAUGCAACAGCGGGAUAAACCUCCGCCCUGUCUAGUGGACAACAACUUGGGAACGCAUUCUUACAUUAAAAUCAAGGGUGUAAAAUUCCAUUAUGUGGAAGCUGGAAAUGUAGAUAAACCACUGAUUUUGCUACUGCAUGGAUUCCCUGAUUGCUGGUUGUCUUGGAGAGAACAAAUACCUUGCCUUGCCGAACAUUUUAGGGUAGUAGCAAUAGACUUGAAAGGAUUUGGUGACAGUGAUAAACCAUCAACCAAACGUUCCUAUAGACUAGAAGUUUUAGUUGAAGAGCUAAAACAAUUUAUUUUAUCGCUUGGAGUGAAGCAGUGCAGUAUAAUUGGACAUGACUUGGGUGGACUACUAGGAUGGUACAUGGUAGCCUUAUAUGGGGAAAUGAUCUACAAAUUUAUUGCAAUUUCAUGUCCCCAUCCUAAUUUGUACUGGAACAGAUUGCCUGGAGAUUCUGUAUUUGACUCAAAAUGGAUACAUUUCAGUAGAUUGCCAUUCCUUCCAGAAAUUGAUGCACUUAAAGAAGAUUUAUCUAUUAUAAAUGAUACAUUCAAACAUCUUCAAGUAAAGCAAACAAGCACUGAAAAAAAUUAUGUAGAAGCGUAUAAAUAUGCAUUUAGUAGGAGAGAGGAUUGGACGGGUGCAAUUAACUAUUACAGAAAUCUUCCUUUCAUUAGGCUCAACACAGAGUCUAAUGAGCCAAUCUCAACCAAGAUGUUGCAUAUCAUUGGAAACAUAGAUCCUCUUGUAUCAAUAGAGAACAUUCUACAAAGUUCUGAAUAUGUUGAAAAAUUCAAUGUGAAGGUUGUUUUUGGAGCACAACACUUUCCGCACCAACAAAAGCCAGAAGUAGUAAACAAAGCAAUCUUAAAGUUUUUUAUAGGUACAGUACAUACUGUAGAAAAAACGCCGUCUAAAAGUAUCAUGACCUCGUGGUUGGGAUCUUUAAGUAAUACUAUGAAGUAUGGUAAUCAUAUGAUUGAUACUGUACAGAAAAAAACUACGGAUGUAGUCAAUGGUUUACCUAGUAAAGUAUUUUACAUGAGUCAUACUACAAACUGAUAUUUUAGAAAAAGUAAUUCAGGAUACUCGGUCUUUUAUUUCUAUAUAUUAAUAACUUCGUCGCUUGCAACAUUUACGUGACAAUACCGAACGUUUACUACAAAGUUUCAGGUAAUUUGCAGUUCAUUGUUUCUGGUAAAAAGAAACAUAAUGCAGCACCAAGUAAAGGUCCAAUGCCAAAUAUUACAGGUGGCAACCAGGGUUCGAUUUUUCCCUAAGAAUAAGUAAUAUAAUCAGUCAGAUAAAUGACACAUAUUAAAAACGCACUGAAAACAUUACCAUAGUAGCUAUAUAUGGUGCAAUCAUGCUUCCAGUUCUUGCACAAACACUUCCCAAUCCGAUGCCAACGUUCCUAAUUACCGUAGGGAACACUUCGCUACUAUAUAGGUAUACGGUCGGAAAACUAAUCGCCAUUCCUGCAAGUCCCAAAGUAGCUAAACAUACUGUUAAAGUAGAAUUUGAUAUUACAGUAAUUAAGAUCAAGCUUAUGCCUGACAAAAUAUUGCCACUUAUCAAAAUUUUUAAGCGUGAUACACGUGAUAUCAAGAAAAGGACUAUCAUAGUUCCGGGCAAUUCAAUGGCAGCUAGAAAAAGUGCAUAUUUCUUAAAUUAAUAAUUUCUUCUGACUUGAUGGGAAUUCACUUUUUCUAAAUAGGAAAUUUACCUGACACAGCAACAUUCACAAAAAUGUUGCCAUCAAGGUAACCCAUGUACUGUGCCAAUCCAAAGAAACAGCUACCACAAACAAACCAAUUAACACAUAUACAAACUGUCUUCGUUCUUAAAUUUGGAGUUCUAAACAAAUGUGUAAUAUUAUAUUUCUCUUCAAUCUUUUCGUGAUUAAUUCUUGCACUAGCUUCAUAUGUUUCAAUUGCUGUUUUAACAUUUUCUGUAGGUAUUUUAUUUCUGUUAGCUGCUUUAACCAAGAUUUCUUCUGCUUGUGAUAGUUUACCAACAGCAAGUAACCAUCUUGGUGAUUCAGGGAUAAUCCUAAGUCGAAUGAAAACCGCUAAAGAUAAUCUGAUUUUAUAGCAAGUGAUAAUACAAUCAAUGCUGCAUACCAGUAGUAAGAUAAUAAGAAGAUUGAUGGUAUAGAAACUGCCAUUUGGAAUCCGUCCCAUGUGUGCGUUAAAUAUGAAAUUAAAGGGUUCAUUAAAUGACCCAACAAAAAUGGCACAUGAAAUAGUACCGACAUAAUUGAGCGCCAUUCAACUCCUACAAUCUCCAUGACUGUAAAUUCAUUCAAAACUAUAUUUUAAAAUAUGUGAAAGGUAAUGGCAAAUACUCCUGCAAUGUAUAUUCUUUACUUACGCAAAACAAAGCUAACGAGCAUAGUACCGCCGGUAGCUACAGCAGAGAUAAAUUUGAAUAUUAAAAAUAAUUCAUACCAAGGAACAAAUGCACUGAUAAACCCAGUUAACGAUUGCAAUCCUAGUGCGAUCAUCAACGGUUUCUUUCUGCCGAUUCUGGAAACAAAUUUUCAUGCACUAUUCACGUGUACAGUUUUAUAAUAGCAAAAAACCUACCGAUCGGCCAUUAUACUGAAGACUAAGUUACCAACGAGCACCCCAAACAUUGUGCAAGUUUGUACAAAGUUUGCUAGUUGUUCUCUAUCGCAGACUAAGUCCCACUGAAAACAAAAAAUUUAAUUCGUCGACCUAUAAAAUUCAGACAAUAUAAAACAGCAACAUUUUAACUCACUUGAGUUAUAAUGCUCUCUUUAAAUAUGCGUUUGUCAUAUUUAAAGCUUGUACACUUUUCCAUUGUACCACUUCCAGUUUCUACGUAGCACUUCAUUAUUGUAGAUUCAUUAGUUGCUGAUAUUGGUGCAGCACAUGAAAAAUUAGUUGGAGGUGCAAGAAAUACUAUGGACAAUUGAUGCCAGGCAACUGGAAAUUUUACAAGAGAAAGUGCUACUGCUAUCACAAUAUGCCAUGGGCCCAUCACGCCCAUUGCAUUUUGUAUGACGUCCACGAAUGCAUGUUCUGAAAUAAUUUUUAAUUAGUAUAAAAUUUAUAUUGAAUUCCGAUGAAUUUAAAUAAUAUUAAUGAAUUAACUGCUUUCUUGCAAUCAUCGUCGGCUGUUAUCGAAACAAUAAUAAAAAAUAUAUACAUAAAUGCUUUCAAUAUGUAAUAUAUUAUUGUUAUAAAAAUCGUAUUUGCGAAUAAUUGCUUAUGUUUAUUCAGUCUUCAAAAAAAUACGCGAUCUCCUGAGUUGUUAAUAAUAUUCUUAAUAUUGUGAAAGUGUAAUGUUUUUAGUAACCAUGGGAGAAUUAUGACUUAACAUAAAUAUAUUUUUAUACAAAGUAA